GAGGGUGGGGACAAACAGCUGGUAAGUGAUGCCGUGAUCCGACCGCCGAGCGGGCUGUUUUUCACACCGAUUACCGCCUUUCCCGGAGCCACUACAGGAAAUGACCGAGAGGCCUUACAGAUAGUUUGUGCUUUUGUUGCUGCGGUGGCGUUUGCAGAGAGAGAGAGAGAGAGAGAGACCCCCUAUCUGGAAGCACAUUUGUUUCCGCUGUGAGUAUUAACUACCUCAGACACUGGAAACCGAUCAAAAAGGCGUCCGGCGAUCUCUGUCUGUUCCUGCAGCUCACACACAGACCAGACCCUCUGACCGACUGGAUCCGUCAGAGCGGCACAGGCCACGUCACCCCGUAGCUCACACCACUGCUUUUCCUCAUCGCUAAAUCCACAGAGUUUUACAAUUAUUAUUUUUCUUCUAUUUUUGUUAGAGGAAAGAGUUCGGAUAGAAGGAUUUUCACUCGCGUUUUUUGAAGGAUCGAUCAUGCACUUUGGAUUUUCACCCAGGAUUGAAGCUAAGUGUGGCUCCUGCUAAGCGCUUCUAAGAGGAGACGCUAACUGGGAUAUAAACGCUGUGUUGCAGCUGGUCUGCAAAACUCUCCAUCUCUCAGGAGCGGAUCCUGUCAUGACUUCCCCUCGGAUGGGAUCUUUAAGCUGUCUAUUUACUUGAUUCCAGGAGAGCAGAAUUAGACAUCGAGAGCGUGUGCGCAUUGAAAGGUGUCCGCUUGGUGAGGACCGACACUUCUUGGGCUCAUUGAAUACUUAUGUAUUGUUGCAGUGCACAGGAAAGUAAAAUGGACUACAAGCUGCGCUUUUUGCUUGGCGGGUCCAAGCACAAAGUGCAGCAGCACCAGCAGUUCCAGUUACCCGAGCUCAGCCGGACCCUCAGCGCCCCGUUGGGCUCUUCUUGCUCCACCCCAUCUCCAAUGGUGUCCAUAGGCUCCUCCCCUUCUGGCUGCCAUGCCCCCCCUGGCACCACUACAGCGAUUGCGGACACGCAGGGCAUCUCCAAAUACCUGGACGCACUGAACGCGUUCUGCCGUGCGAGCGCCUUCCUGACGGAGCUCUUUGGCAGCGUUUUCCGGGACUCCCGUUACUCCAAAGCAGCUAUGCAACUGAAGGACGUGCAGGAACAUGUCAUGGAAACGACCAGUCGGCUCACCACAGCAAUAAAGCCAGAGAUCGGCAAAAUGCUGAUGGAGCUCAGCGCAGGCGCGGCUAACUUCAAAGACCAGAAUGACUUCAGCCUGCAGGACGUGGAGGUGCUCGGUCGCUGCUUCCUGACGGUGAUGCAGGUUCAUUUCCAGUUCCUGUCACAGGCGCUGCAGAAGGUGCAGCCAGUGGCUCAGUCCUGCCUGGCAGAGGCGCUGGCACAGGUUCAGGAGAGACGUGGGAAUGCCCACAUGCAGAACCACCUGAGCGAGCUGGAGGAGGCCAUCAGAUCAUGGAGAGGAGCCGCUGAGGUAGCAGAGCAGCACAAGACACCUAUCAUGCCCCUUUUUGUCUCUACAGUGUUGGACGGCGUGUCUCAGGAGAGAGGUAGAGAUGGUUGUCUGUCUGGUAUUCAGGUACAGCAGCUCUUCUGCUCUCAGAACACCUCCAUACCUGAACCACUCAAAGAGCUCAACGCCAAGAUCGACAAUGCUCUUCAGGCGUAUAAAGUGGCGUUGGACUCGUUGGGUCACAGUGAAUAUGCUCUGAAGGCCGGAUUUCACCUUAAUCCCAAAUCAGUGGAAGCAGCUUUGCAGGGCUGCUGUAGUGACGCUGAAGCCCAGCAGGCCGGACGCUUUCACACCACAUCUCAGCCCAUCCAGUGUGAAUUACCCACAAUCCCAGUGCAGAUCGGCUCUCAUCUCCUCAGAGGAGUUUCCUUUAAUGAAAGUGCAUCAGACAACCUCAAGCUUAAAACGCAUGCUGUGGUGCAGCUGAUUAAGGAUGCUGUGGAUCAGAACGGUGUGUCGGUGCGAGAGGAUCUGCCCAUCACUGAGGUGCUGAAUCAGGUGUGUCCCUCCAGCUGGAGAGGAGCCUGUAAAACAGCCGUUCAGCUGCUGUUCGGACAGGCCGGAUUGGUUGUGGUCGACACUGCUCAGAUUGAGAAUAAGGAAGCUUAUGCCCCUCAGAUUUGUCUUGAAGGAUCCAAGGUUGUGAUCCAGGUUCCUUCUACAUGGUGUCUGAAGGAGGAUCCGGCCACCAUGUCUCUGCUGCAGCGCAGUCUGGAUCCGGAGAAGACUCUGGGUCUGGUGGAUGUGCUCUACACGGCUGUGUUUGACCUCCAGCGCUGGAAAGAGCGCAAGGAACAGACUCUUCCCACCAUUCAGAUCCAGCUCCAGCGGGACACAUCUGAUUACGGCAGUCCCGUAGAUCUUCCUCCUGGAAACAGCACCAAAUCCUCCGGCGGCCUCCCGAAAACCAUUUCCAAACUCACCUCCCGCUUCACCAAGAAAACUAACUCAUCUAACUCCAGUGCGGGGGGCAGUUUCUCCAUCCCCAGCACCCCUUCCCGCAGCAGCAGCAGUGGAGGGUCGGAUGAUAAAGCAGGACGUCUGCACAGCCUCCUGCAGAUGAGCAGCAUGAACACCGCAGACCCGCAGAUUUCCAACGGUGCCGCCUCUGAUGAACAGGGCAUGAAUCUGCCCACCGAUCAGGAGAUGCAGGAUGUCAUAGACUUCCUCUCGGGAUUCAACAUGGGCAAAUCCCAGCAGGCGUCUCCGCUGGUCAAGAGACGAAAUUCUGUGGCUUCCACAAACGCAGCCGAUCUGAAACCGCCGCCAUCCUCGCAGGCCCAUAAUGCUGUGCAGACGCUGACUCAAACCUUACAGCAAACACAACAACAGCAACAGCAGCAGCAGCAGCUUCCUUCAACACCAAAACAACAGCCGCCGCAGCCGAACUCUCAGUCUCUGCCAUUUUACCAGCAUCUCCUGCAGCCGAUUGGUCAAUCUCAGCCGCAGCCGGCUCCGGUGUCUCCCCAGCAGCCUCCGCCGCAACCCAGAGCUGCCCCCAGUAAGUGGCCCCAGGGCCCGAUGGCAGGCCUGUCUCCGAUCGGGCCCCUGCCGCAGUGGCCGGCGCCAGGUUUGCCGGACCUGAGCUCUGACCUGUACAGCCUGGGGCUGGUCAGCUCUUAUAUGGACAGCAUGAUGUCGGAGAUGCUGGGACACAAGCCUCCACAGGGGCCACGCAACAACACCUGGCCUAACCGAGAGCAGAGCGAGCAGAGCUUAUUUGGGGUGCUGGGAGACUCCAUGCCCUUUGACCCCGCAGUGGGCUCGGAUCCAGAGUUUGCGCGAUAUGUAGCAGGGGUUAAUCAGGCCAUGCAGCAGAAACGGCAGGCUCAACAUGUUCGGCGGCCCAGCAACAGUCGCAGUAACUGGCCUCAUCCAGACGAGCAGCACCGGGGCUGGACUCACCCCGAAUACUACAGCGAAGGGGAGGCGGUCAACAGCGGCUGGUCAGCCAAUCAGGGGGAUUCGGCCAGCUCCAGUGACGAGACCUCCUCAGCCAAUGGGGACAGCCUGUUCUCCAUGUUCUCUGGGCCGGACCUGGUGGCGGCUGUUAAACAGAGACGGAAACACAGCUGUGGUGAACAGGAAGUUUGCACUCUGCCCUCUCCUCCACUCCACCACACCAGUGACGACAGCAGCCAGGACAGCAAAACUAAAACCUGGCCUCCUAAAGCCCCGUGGCAGCACUCCUCCCACACCAACACCAUGCCCAAUCCCAGCUCUUCCCUCUACCAGAUGACCAUCCCCUCCAGCCAAUGGGGCGACUCCAUGCAAAUGCUGCAGUCUCCAGUGUGGUCGACAGCCAAUGACUGCCCUCCAUCCUCCGGCUUUCCUUUCACACAACAACAGCAACAACAGCAGCAGCAGGUUUCCCAGCACAAGAUCCUGAGCAAAGGCUUCAAAACCUUCCCUCUGAAACCUGAACACCGACCAUCAUACCUGCACCAGUACUGAGCUGGACCCGUGCUGGACGUCCACCCCAGGUCAGCGUUUAUAAAGCGUCACGCUGGCAGCAGAUCAUAUUUUAUUACCAAAUCACUAGCUGAGACUGAUCAUCGUGUGGUGAAGUGUGCUGUUAAAAACCCACGUCAACCUGGUCUAGUGCGUUUUUAUAAGGGGAUUUUGCAUUUAACAUUGCGGUUAAUAACAUGAUGUUUUGUUUUGUAUCCAAACAGAAGCGCAACUGCCUUUCACGCUGUCCAAACCAUGCAUGAUUCCUGACGUACAGCAGAUGCAAUGCAAAAUAUGCUUUUCUUUAGAUUUUUUUGUCAUGUUUCUAGUCUUAAUAUCUAAAUAUUCUUAAAUCAAGAAGCAUUUUCUAGACAAGCAAAACA
Molecule: messenger RNA, 4329 nt
Organism: Danio aesculapii
Lineage: Eukaryota; Metazoa; Chordata; Actinopteri; Cypriniformes; Danionidae
Product: granule associated Rac and RHOG effector protein 1-like
Biological process (GO): Rac protein signal transduction
Molecular function (GO): CCR4-NOT complex binding
Source: RefSeq, a predicted model, not a curated record